This is a messenger RNA of Tachyglossus aculeatus (Australian echidna), 2252 nucleotides long. RefSeq names its product SLIT and NTRK like family member 1 (gene SLITRK1). Gene Ontology annotation, biological process: axonogenesis; regulation of presynapse assembly; positive regulation of synapse assembly. The transcript has 3 exons. Lineage: Eukaryota; Metazoa; Chordata; Mammalia; Monotremata; Tachyglossidae. The coding region runs from base 96 to 2231 and encodes 711 amino acids. Gene Ontology annotation, molecular function: protein binding. Gene Ontology annotation, cellular component: glutamatergic synapse; GABA-ergic synapse; postsynaptic density membrane. The record is from RefSeq and is a predicted model, not a curated record.
UUCGAGCGGUGAACGAACUUGAACGGUCUCCGAGGUGAACAGGAUGGUCGCUGUUACUUUGUGAUGAGAUCGGGGAUGAAUCGCUCGGUUUAAAGAUGCUGCUUUGGAUUCUGUUGCUGGAGACGUCUCUUUGUUUUGCCGCUGGAAACGUUACAGGGGACGUUUGCAGAGAGAAGAUCUGCUCCUGCAACGAGGUCGAGGGGGAUCUGCACGUAGACUGCGAGAAGAAGGGUUUCACGAGCCUGCAGCGUUUCACCGCCCCGGCCUCGCAGUUCUACCACCUCUUCCUGCACGGAAACUCCCUCACGCGCCUCUUCCCCAAUGAGUUCGCCAACUUCUACAACGCCGUCAGCCUGCACAUGGAAAACAACGGCCUGCACGAAAUCGUGCCGGGGGCCUUCCUGGGGCUGCAGCUGGUGAAACGCCUGCACAUCAACAACAACAAGAUCAAGUCCUUCCGAAAGCAGACGUUCCUGGGGCUGGACGACUUGGAGUACCUCCAGGCCGACUUCAACUUGCUGCGGGACAUCGACCCGGGGGCCUUUCGGGAUCUGAACAAGCUGGAGGUGCUCAUCCUCAACGACAACCUCAUCAGCACCCUGCCGGCCAACGUCUUCCAGCACGUGCCCAUCACCCACCUGGACCUGCGGGGCAACCGCCUCAAGACCCUGCCUUACGAGGAGGUGCUGGAGCAGAUCCCGGGCAUCGCCGAGAUCCUGCUGGAGGACAACCCGUGGGACUGCACCUGCGACCUGCUGGCCCUGAAGGAAUGGCUGGAGGGCCUCCCCAAGAACGCCCUCCUGGGCCGGGUGGUCUGCGAGGCGCCCACCAGGCUGCAGGGCCGGGACCUGAACGAGACCUCGGAGCCGGACCUGUGCCCCUGGAAGAGCCGCGUCGACUCCAGCCUGGCGGCGCCGCCCGCUCAGGACGACACCUGUGAGCCGGGUCCGCUGCCCUCGCCCGCCGGCGGAGGAGGUGCCAAGGUGCCCGCCGGCGGAGGAGGGACCAAGGUGCCAGGCAGCUGGAAGAUCAAAGGGCGGCCCACCGCCAGCCCGCCGCCCGCCAGGGCCCGGGCCCGAGACCAGGCCCGAGACCAGGCCCGAGUCCGACCGGGCCCGAGCCCCUGCCCAGGCCCGGGACCAGGCCCACGCCGGGACCCCUGCCCCGGCACCUGCGGCUGCGACCGGAUCCCCGGGGCGGGCCUGCGGGUCAACUGCAACGACCGCAACGUGAGCAGCCUGGCCGACCUGAAGCCCAGGCCCGCCGACGCGCAGGAGCUGUUCCUGCGGGACAACCGCCUCCACAGCGUCCGGAGGGCCCACCUGGCCGACUACCGCCACCUGCACCUCCUGGACCUGGGCAACAACAACAUCGCCACGGUGGAGAACCACACGUUCCGCGGCCUGGCCGACCUCCGCUGGCUCUACCUGGACAGCAACUACCUGGACAGCCUGUCCCGGGAGAAGUUCGCCGGCCUGCAGAACCUGGAGUACCUCAACGUGGAGUUCAACGGCAUCCAGCUGAUCCUGCCGGGCACCUUCCACGCCAUGCCCAAGCUGCGGAUCCUCAUCCUCAACAACAACCUGCUCCGCUCCCUGCCCGCCGACGUCUUCGCCGGCGUGUCUCUGGCCAAGCUGAGCCUCCACAACAACUACUUCGGGUUCCUGCCCGUGGCCGGGGUCCUGGACCAGCUGACGUCCAUCAUCCAGAUCGACCUGCACGGCAACCCCUGGGAGUGCUCCUGCCCCAUCGUGCCUUUCAAGCAGUGGGCGGAGCGGCUGGGGCCCGAAGUGGUCCUCAGCGACCUCAAGUGCGAGUCCCCCGAGGCCUUUUUCCGGGAGGACUUCAUGGUCCUCGCCAACGACGCCAUGUGCCCGCAGCUCUACGCCAGGGCCUCGCCCACCCUGGCCCCACGUGGGAAAAACAGCACGGGCCCGGCCGAGGCGGCCACGCACGCCAACUCCUACCUGGAGACCAGCCGGGUGUCCAUCUCGGUCCUGGUGCCGGGCCUGCUGCUGGUCUUCGUCACCUCGGCCUUCACCGUGGUCGGCAUGCUCGUCUUCAUCCUGAGGAACCGAAAGCGCUCCAAGCGCAGGGACGCCAACUCCUCCGCCUCCGAAAUCAAUUCCUUACAGACGGUCUGCGACUCUUCCUACUGGCACAACGGACCCUACGCGGCGGACGGAGCCCACAGGGUUUAUGACUGCGGGUCGCACUCCCUGUCGGACUGAGGGCCGGGGAGGGGGAGGAGG